Molecule: messenger RNA, 603 nt
Organism: Microthlaspi erraticum
Lineage: Eukaryota; Viridiplantae; Streptophyta; Magnoliopsida; Brassicales; Brassicaceae
Source: the annotation of a GenBank genome assembly
AUGCAGCAGUCUCCGCAAAUGUUUCCGAUGGUUCCUUCGAUUCCGCCAACUAACAUCACCACAGAACAGAUCCAAAAGUACCUUGAUGAGAACAAGAAGCUGAUAAUGGCAAUCAUGGAAAAUCAAAAUCUCGGAAAACUAGCAGAAUGUGCUCAGUACCAGGCUCUUCUCCAGAAGAACUUAAUGUAUCUCGCUGCAAUUGCUGAUGCUCAACCUCCUCCACCUACACCUACACCAGGAGCUGCACCAGCACCACCUAUGGCUCCCCAGAUGACAACACCGCACCCUGGAAUGCAACCGCCUGGCUACUUUAUGCAGCACCCGCAAGCUCAAGGAAUGGUGGCUCAACAAGCAUCACCCGGCGGGAUCUUCCCUCCAAGAGGUCCUAUGCAGUUUGGUAGCCUACAGCAGUUUCAGGAUCCGCAACAGCAGAUUCAUCAACAAGCUAUGCAAGGACACAUGGGGAUCAGACCAAUGAACAUGAAUAACAACGGGAUGCAGCACCAAAUGCAACAACCAGAAACCAAUCUUGGUGCAAAUGUGGGGAUUAGAGGAAGCAAACAAGAUGGAGCAGAUGGACAAGGAAAAGAUGAUGGCAAAUGA